Owenia fusiformis is the source of this 1774-nucleotide messenger RNA. The record is from the annotation of a GenBank genome assembly. Lineage: Eukaryota; Metazoa; Annelida; Polychaeta; Sabellida; Oweniidae.
GAAAUUCAAAACGAGGCCAGAAUGUCUUGAGAGUUUAGAAACAGUCUCCGCUCCAGAAAACUGCCAUGAUGAAACUAUAGAAGACCGAAAGAGAACAGAUCAAAGGUCUUCAACUUUCGAAAAUUCAGAAACCUCAGGAACAGUUCAGAUGGCAGAUACAAACAGAAAUAGCCAAUUACCUCUUUGAAACAAACAACAGCCCCACCAAGUACAUACGGUAUAGACCAGGACAAUCUAUAUGCAACAAUACUGUAUACUAGAGACUGGAACAAAAACAAUUUAGGAAAGACUAUACUAAUCCAGCAAUAAACAACAAAUACUUACUCGAGUCUCUAGCUUACAGAGAAAGCUUUGGACCAAAGUAAACAAAUACAAUGACAAACUUAUGAACAAUAUAAAAUAUAAAGGUUCAAUCAAAUCGCAGAGAAGAUCCAAGGAACAACAGAUUAUGAUCAACUUGAAAGGAUGGAUACAAUGCAACAAUGGGCAAUACCAAGUCUAAAGUAAAGCAUCCAUCAGUGUUACAUGAAGCUGUAAGCAAUGGUCACUUUGGCACUGUCAAACACCUAUUAGCACACAAACUACCAGUAGAUGUGAAGGAUGAACAGGGAACUGUUCCACUACAUAUUGCCAGUGAACUUGGACAUUAUGCCAUAAUGCGCCUACUUUUAGAGGAAUGGGCCAAUGUGAAUGUACAAGAUGACUCCAAACACAGUGCCUUGCAUCUGGCAGCUCACAAUGGCCACAUAGAAUGCAUGAAACUUCUCAUCGCCCAUCGUGCCAAUCUAAACCUACGGGACACAUGGGACCGGACCCCAUUACACAAAGCCAUCAUAAACAACCAAAUUAAAGCUGCCAAGUAUUUACUAACAUUCAAACAAUGUAGCGUGAAUAUCCCUGAUGAGAUCAAACGAAUGGUGCUCCACACGGCAGCCAGUUAUGGCCAGUGUGAUCUGGUGGCUGAGAUAAUAGCGCAUGGAGGGAUUAUCGACUGGCAGGAUAUCAAAGGAAGGACUGCCCUAUAUUUGGCAGUCCUUGUGGAUCAUAUUGAGGUUGUGAAGUUGUUGAUUGAUUCUGGAGCCAAUGUUGAGCUGUCAAACACCUCAAAUGUGUCUCCAUUGAUAUUAGCAGCGCAGAAAGGUUUCUUAGAGUGUGUAAGAUUGCUGUUAGAUGCAGGUGCUAAGACGAGACAUUCCCCAGAAUUCGCCUAUCCUCUUAACUCUGCCAUGUUGAGGGCUUGCUCAAAGAAGGACACAAAUAAAUGUUUAGCGUAUAUGGAAAUAUGUCGUCUGAUAAUCCAAUCAGACGGUGAGCCACCGCCAAACCAGACUUUUUACGUCGCAUAUCGCUGGGUCCAACAAGAACAAGAAAACGAGGUAGUUUUACACGAAAUGCUGGAUGUCAUCCAUUUGAUGUUUUUAGCUGGCAUGACAACGGAUUUCACAACAUUGACGAUGGAUUCGAGACAUGAUAACUUGAUUAACGAAUGGCGAGCUAAAUAUCUUGCGAGAUGUUUAAGUCUGAAAGAUGUAUCACGUCGUGCCCUAAGGAGCCAUUUACAGGGUAUUUACCCAAAUUUGAUAUAUGCUGUUGGUCGCCUUAACCUCCCAAGAAGGAUCAAAGAAAUGAUUUUGCUCAAAGAUUAAGUAUUUAUAGCUGAUAAUGAAAUGAGAGUCCUGCUUCAAAAUAAAGAAUAAAAUACACAGGCAUGUAGUAAACACUCCAAAUUGUAUAGAAAUACCAAUAAAUCAGAUACUUCAUUCAAAUUUUAGAG